Messenger RNA from Xenopus laevis (African clawed frog), 4293 nucleotides. RefSeq names its product NXPE family member 4. The record is from RefSeq and is a predicted model, not a curated record. Bases 1284 to 2942 code for a protein of 552 amino acids. NCBI's taxonomy places the organism in Eukaryota, Metazoa, Chordata, Amphibia, Anura, Pipidae. The transcript is spliced from 6 exons.
GAGUUUUUGCAAAUUAUCAAGCAGAAAAUAAAUUAAUUUACAGCAUUAUGGAUAGUCAUAUUGAAGUUGAAAUAUAUAUAAAUAUGCACAAAGACAUACUACAAUAUGAAAAAAUACUAAUAGUAAAUUAAAUAAGAAAGGAUAUAUUAAGAGACCCUAUCCCAUAACAGUUGGGAAGUGACAUCUGUCUCCUGCGACAAAGUGAAAACCAGUCAUAUGAUCAAACCAAUCUCAGAUGUAAUUUUAUGAGAUCAACUUUUCUUCUAAUUCAAUUCCAGAUUCCCCAACAGACAUCAAUGGAAUUCAAUUCCAUGACAAAAACUUGUCUCAUGGCUUAUCUUAUGGAAACUCAACAGAAGUCUAUGGGGAAAUUUGGAAUUUCAAUUACAAGAUAUGCUUUUUUAAUUACGAUCAGUCUGACCCAAAAAAAAGUGGAGACUCAAAUGUAUGACAUAUAUUUUGAUGGCCCAUUUCACACUAUUUGCCCCUGCCCCAAAAUCUACCUAUACAGGAGGCAACAGUACACAGGUAAUUGUAAAUGAGUAUUGUUUUAUGGCCGGCAGCUUCUGUAUGAGAUUUUCUGUUAUAGAAAAACAAUUUCUCAUAUAAACUCUAUUGCUGCUAGUGUAGAGUAUACGCUGCAUAAAUGUAGGAAAUCCACAUAUUUUUAUACUGUGAUGGUUUUUUGCCCUUUCCUCACUACAAUACCAAAGGUGGUGUAUUCAAUUAAUUCAAGUUACUUUGAAACUAACUGCAGCCUUGUCUCAAUAAAAUUAACAGAAAGGCAGUGGGGAAACAUACGUAUGAAUAUGAUAGAUUUCUGACAAUUUAUACAUUGUGUUAGACUUGCAUAAGUAAUGGAGGCAAAAUAGAAAAGUGAAGUGCAGUUAGGUCUUUAUAGUUUUGACUACAUUUACAAAACCUUUAACCCACAGAAAAUCAUUGCAUAACAUACAGAAAGUUUAACUGAACCACUAAAACACCCAAAACAAAAACAGGUUAGUGAUCCACUAAAGCCAGUUCCAGCUCUUUUAAACCAAAAAGUCCCCUCCCCUUACCUUGUUUCCCCCACCUCAUCUGAUACCUAUUGCUCCAGGUAAAAAUCCAGCAACCCCCCUUCUGAAUUCCCUGUUUUUUUCUGCUUUACCACACAAAGAUCUUUAUAGGGGUUGACAUCUAUAGUCAGCUGCUCAGCCUAUAUACCGUAUACCAAAACUUAAAAUCAGGAGAUGUAAAAUUGAGGUUUUACUGUAUUUAUUUUUUGUUUAACCAUACAGAUAAACAUGGAACUUUAUAAACUGAAGAGAGGAGGAGCCUUGGCUGUGACACUUAUAAUUAUCCUUUGUUUAAGCUUCUGGUAUCACUCAGCUCCUAACAAGAUUAUGGCACCAAAGAAACUAAUUAUGUUGAGUGAAAAGGAACCUGAAGCACAAAGAACUAACAUGACAAUGAACUUCAAGAUCCCAACAGAAAAUCCAAAAAUUGCUUCGCAAAUCCAGAGGGAGGUUGAUGAAAUCGUAAACCAAAUAGAGAGCAUGAUAACAAAGGUUGAAUUAUUGCAUAAGGACAACACCACCUGUGCCGAAAAAAGCAAAGCCACCAUUGUAAAUCCUAAAACCAGUUACUGUGUUGGAGACAAUUUGGUUGUACAAGUCGACGUGUUUGACUAUUUGGGUAACAGAAAAACAUACGGAGGAGACUACCUAAGAGCAAGAAUCUCUACAAAAGAACUUAAUGCAGGAGCAAGUGGGAAGAUUGAAGAUUUUCACAAUGGAACUUACCAUGUUCAUUUCACACUCUAUUGGGAAGGUAAAAUUGAUUUGUCUAUUCUUCUCAAACACCCAAGUGAAGCAGUUUCAGUACUUUGGAAUACACGAAACUCGUGGUAUGGUUAUGUAGAUUACAGUGGCAAAUUUACAAAUCAAAAUCAGCAAACUGAAACCAAGUGUGGAUUUGACCUCAAUAAAUCUGAGGAAUUGUGUGAAUAUAAUGAUGAGAGAGAUGAAGAAUAUUUUUACUGUAUGAAGCCUCCGAGCUAUGAAUGUGACAUGCUUACAGAGACAAAAAGCUGGACCUCUGGUCGUUCAAAACUGACAGAGCUUGAAGCUACCCUGUUUGACAAGUCCAGCCUCAGAGUGGAAAUACCAAAAGACUUCCAGCCUGUUAUUGUAACCAGUUGUAAUAAUAAUACAGACAGAAAAAAACAUGAAAAAUGUGGAAUUGGAAUGAAACUAGAAUAUCCCAGUGGACAUUUUAUGAAUAAUGUUUGGAUACCUCAUGCUUGCAGCAUGAAAUCUAACCACAACUUGGAAGAACUUAAUGCAUGCAUGCAAGGAAAGGUUAUAUACAUACUGGGAGACUCAACCCUGCGUCAGUGGAUGUUGUAUUUUCAAAGUAAACUGAAUGAUAUGACGAUUUUAAACCUUUAUGAAAGUGGCUGGGCACAAAAGAUUUGGGGCAUUGACCUAAAGAGGAAUAUGAGAGUAAGCUGGAAAAGACAUGCCAAUCCCUUCAUAAGCAGUUCAUACCAAUCUUUCAGAGAGGAGCGCACCAUUCCACGAGAAAUAGAUUUGAUUGGGGGACAUGACAAAACAGUGAUUGUCCUUAAUAUAGGUUGCCAUUUUAGGUCUUAUCCAGUUCACCACUACAUCAGAAGACUCGUCAACAUACGAAGGGCAUUAGUGCGCCUUUUCCGACGAAGCCCUGAAACUAAGGUUAUAUUAAAAACAGAGAACCUCUCGGCUAUAAGUAAUAGUUAUGAAAUAAAUUCAGAUUUCCAUGGUUUUGUUCACUACUUUGUAUUUAAACUUAUAUUUAAAGAUCUAAAUGUUGGAUUUGUAAAUGGAUGGGACAUGACAAAUGCAUUUGAUGCAAAAGAAGUUCACCCCCCUCCAGAAUACAUCCAGAAUGAAAUUGAUUUAUUUAUGACUUACAUCUGUUAAUUAACCCGUCAAAACUCUUCUCAUAAUGCAAACAAGUUUGGACUAUGACAGCACUGUUAGAAGUGAUCAAAACACCUCCAACAACCCAGUGGUUUGUUUAAAUAGUUGCCAGAGUAAUUAGUAGACGUGCAGUUUUACUAACUCUACUCACUUAUAUGACUUUGUUUCCAUACAUCACUAAUGAGUUUGCCAUGUGAAUUAAAGUGUAAAUCCCUGUCUAAUUCUGGUGUAUGCACCUUUAGAAACAACACACCCACAGCUUUUAUUUGUGGAAUGUAUUCCUACAGAAAAUGUGAUGUCUAGCUUUAUAAAAAUGUGCUAAAACAUUCUGCCAAAUUUUACACUAUUUUGGUGUAAAAUUAAAUAUACAUUUAUGCUACUCUGUUUGAUUUUCUUGAGAAGAAACUAUAUCUAUCCUAUGAGAGCAGUACUAGAAACAUUUCAAUGCAAUUAAUACGUAAGGGUUCAUUUACCAGUAGUACAGGUGCAAGGCUGUAAAUUGUGCCUCUUUAAGUCCCAUAUACAGUGCACUUGUACCUUUAACAUCAGAGGGUGCAAGAUCAAUACUCUUAUGGACACUAGGAGGCAAAUUUACUAAAGGGCGAAGUCACUAGCAAAAAUUCGCCAGAAAUACAAUCCGCAGGGACAUCGCUAAUUCACUAACAGGCAUAGAGGACAAGAACAAGAGUUCAUCGCUAACAAAUUUUUGCUCAGGUCGACAAUCGUUAGCCCUCAAAUUCACUAAGUUUCGCCAAGUUUCCUUCACCAGGUUAUACCUGAAGCUACAUCCUCCUCAAUCUUAUGUCAGUAACAUUGUAUCCUGUAUGCUGAAAAGUUAUUAAAAUUUAAAAAAAGUUGGCAUUUUUUCAUAUUUUCAAUGCGACAUGUAAAAUUAUGUAGAAUAGAAGAAAUAGUUUUUAUUUGAAACCCUUUUGGGUCAAAAAUGUCUGUAUUAGCUUGAAAACUGUGCACAGCCCACCCCCUUUACAAACUUCCUGUCCAAGAGUUUCCUUUGCAAGCUUCCUGUCCAGGAGUUAACUUUGCAAGCUUCCUGUCCAGGAGUUUCCAGUCACAGGCUCUGGAACCACCAGCACCUUCUGCCUAAGUCACAGAACAGCAGCCACUGAGGGAGUGGGCGUUUUUGUGAUGUCACACUCAGUCCUUCCAUGCAGACAUGGGAUCAACCUUACUGCUUGUUUUCCCUUCCCUGAACCGCUCCUUUCUGUCCCUCUCUGCCCUGUUCAUUUUCCUCCCCCCCAACCCUUUCAUAUGUACAUUUGUGAAUAAUGCCUAUUUGCUGUAGAACACAGGAGCAUAUUGUUACAGUUUAAAUAAAGCAACAUUAAUAUUA